Messenger RNA from Paramecium sonneborni, 2496 nucleotides. NCBI's taxonomy places the organism in Eukaryota, Ciliophora, Oligohymenophorea, Peniculida, Parameciidae. The record is from the annotation of a GenBank genome assembly.
CUUAAUAUAUUAUUUUAAUGAUUCCGGCAUCCCUAUUUUAGAGAAACAAAAAAGAUAUAAAAAAGCAAGUAUCUGAGAGUGAUGAAGAUGAAACUCCAAUGAGAAGAAAGAACAAAUUAAAUUUUUAAAAUCUAUAGUUAGUUGAUUUCAAUGAGAUAGCAGAUUAAGAAGAAUUAGAAGCAGCUAAAGAAGAUGCUCAAUCAAGUAUUAGGAAUCCUUACUAUAAGAUCGAUUUCAAAAUAACAGUAUUAGAGAAGAAGAAGAAUCAGAUUAAAGUGAAUCAACUUCAAGAAAAAAAACUAUAAAACAAUUACGUUUACCUCGUCUUAGUGAUAAAAGAUAAUUUAAUACAUUAGAUCAAAUUGAUUAAGUCUAAGAGAAUCAAUAAAGUUAGGAAGAACCAAUGGCUGAACCUAUGGCUGAAUUCGCUAAAACUCCUUCUCCAAAUAGAGGAUCAAGCAGAUCUCCUAAUCAACCAAGUCAAAAAUAAUAAACUCUUCAAAAUUAAGAGGGUAUUUUGUUAUUUUGAAAAUUAGACAGUAGCUCUGAAUUUGAUAUAUUCAGCCCAGAUAAAUCUAUGGAAAAAGAACAGGCUCCAAGAAAUAUUGAAUUAGAUGAAAAAUUAAGUAAAUUAACUCAAGAAGCAAAUGCAAUUGAAAGAAUUUUACCAAAUUGUAUUAUUAAUCCUUUUGGAAAAUUCAGAUCUAGUUGGAGUGGAGUUAUGAUUCUUCUUCUUAUCUAUGUGUAAUUAAAUUAUUUUAAAAUGUUAGAGUUUUAGUUUUGCCUGUACGUUUAGCUUUUGAAACAAAUACUUAAGAAUUAUUGCCAUUAGAUUUAUCUGUAGAUUGUUUAUUUUUUUUCGAUAUGGUUUUUACAUUUUUCACUGCUUAUGAAGAUGAAAGAGGUAUUGUGAUUGUAGAAUUCAAAAAAAUUGCUGUAAAUUAUUUAAAAGGAUGGUUUUGGAUUGAUCUUAUUUCAACUUUCCCUUUAUAUCUAAUUUUAGAUCCAACUGUUUUACCUGGAGCAUCUAGUGUUAAUGGACUUUUAAGAUUAGCAAGAUUACCUAGAAUCUAUAAAUUAAUUGGAGUUUUGAGAGUAGGAAAUCUUAUAAAACAUCAAACGAUUUAAAAAUUGUUUUUCUUCUUAAAACUUAAUAAAGAAUAUAGUCUUAUCUUAAAAUUCAUAAUUUUAACAUUUAUUGUUAUUCAUUUGGCUGGAUGUUUUUGGUAUUUCAUUGGAACUAUAAGUCCUGAUCCAAAUAAUAAUUGGAUUGUUGUUUAUAUUCCAGAUGGAACUCCAGCUGUUGAAUAAUAUAUUGCUAGUGUUUAUUUUGUAUUAACUAUUUUGGUUACUGUUGGUUAUGGUAAUAUUUUACCAGUAAAUAAUAUGGAAUAUGUUGUUGGAAUCAUUUUCUAAUUUCUUGGAGUUGCCUUUUUUGCUUAUGUUAUGGGUACUUUAACAUUUACUUUUGCUAAGCUUUCAUAAAAAUUAACUAUGAUUAAAGAAAGAGAAAUCUUUUUUAAUGAAUUAGCUCACACUUAUUAAUUACCAAAAGAAACACAUGAAAGGUUAUUAAUGUCUAUUUAAAACUCUAUUUUUUCACAUUCUAAUUAAAUCUUAGAAUUUUAUAAUGAAGAAGACAUCAUUUAAGAAUUACCUCCUUUAGUUUAAGGAUUAGUUUGUGAAUUUAUUUUUAAAGAUAUUAUUGAAAAAAUCAGAUUCCUUUAAAAUAAACCAAGAGGUUUCUUAAGAAGAUUAUUUCGAUCUAUGGUUCCAGUAUUUUUAAAUAAAGGUGAUGCUAUCUUUUUUAGAGGAGAGCCUGCUGAUUUUGUUUAUUUUGUUAUAUAAGGUAGAUUGGCAACUAAAUGUGAGGAUUAAAACGGUAAAGUUAGAACUUUAAUUCAUGUUGAAGGAUCUUAUUUUGGAGAGGUAGAUAUCUUAGUAUCUAGAGCAAGAGGAGAAUCAGCAAUUGCAGAAUCAUAAGCUGAAGUUUGGAAAAUUAGUAAGGAGGCAUUUCUUAGAAUUCUUAAUGAUUAUGAAGAUGUGAAGAUGGAAAUCUUAGAUUAUGCUGUUAAGAAAGAGAAAAGUAGAAAAAGCACAGUUAAAAUAGUAAAAAAUGCUUAAUUUUUUGAAUUAAUAGCUAAAUCAAAAAAGGAUCAAAUUUGUUUAAAUAAAGCAUAAUUAAUAUUGAAGGUAAAAGAGAAAAUGAUAAAUUCUCUUAAUGAAAUUGUUAAAAAUAAGACUGAAAAUGGAAAAGAAUUAUUUCCAAAUCUUUCUGAUCUUGAUCUCUUUCUAGAUAAAGUGAGUGAAUAUAAUAAGGUAAUUAAAUAAUAAAUAAUACAUUAGAUUAAAAAGAAGUUGUAAAUAACAGAUUAAGAUUUGACUUCACUGUAACAUCUAAGAAGUACUAACUAUACAGAUCCUGAAAUUGAAGAUUCUCUAUUGAAAGGGAUGAGAGUCUAAUCUCAUCUCUAAUCAAUUUAAGAAUAUUUAUGA